This is a messenger RNA of Pelagomonas calceolata, 884 nucleotides long. The record is from the annotation of a GenBank genome assembly. Lineage: Eukaryota; Pelagophyceae; Pelagomonadales; Pelagomonadaceae.
GGCGGGCGUCGCAGCCAGUCGCGUCGGCGCGCCCGUGCCUCGAGCACAGCCGGAGCCGCCGUCUCUCGCUGCCUCGCACGGCUCCGGCCUCGUCGGGCAGCUAUCAGGGCCUGGCUCAGGUGGAGCAGCCAGAAGCACAGCCACGCCAUCAACGCGUCGCAAAGCAGUCUCGCAACGCGCAGCACCAGCGAGAGACACAUGGCUGCCCAGACAAACGCCGCCGACGUGAAAGCCCAGCUCGCCGAGACGCUCGGGCGGUGCCGCGCGACGCUGUCCCAGACGGAGAAGACCCUCGAGCGAUUAGAAGAUGAGGUGCCGCCGGACGGGUGCAUCGUGCCGGUCGUGCACACGCCCGACUGCAUGUUCGACUCUAUAGCCCGUCUGGCGCGCCUCGAUGCGAACACGACGUUCCUGGACCUGGGCUGCGGGGAUGGGCGGGUCGUCGACGGCGUGACGACGAUCGCGGGCUGCCGCGGUAUUGGUGUCGAUAUUAGGAUGGAGUGCGUCGAGGCGGCGAGAGAGCGCUUUCCGGAGCGCGCGUUCCACCAGGCGGACUUCUGCGCCAUGGUCGAGGGCGCGGGGCCGCCUCCCAUUGGUUUGGAGGGCGUCGACGCGUGCUACGCUCAUUUAUUACCGACGACGUUCGCCGUGCUCGACAAACGGCUGUUAGAGGCGGUGCAGCGGGGCCUGCGCCUCGUGACCUUCUGCUCGCACCCGUCGGGCGCGGCCUGGGACGCCUGCCAGACGGGCUCCGAUUGUUUCGGCAUGGUGCGGUUGUACGAGGCUAGUGAUGAUCCUACGCGGGGGCGCCUGCCGGGCGGCGUCGGGGCCGUGCUGAGGCCUCCGGCGGGAGGUGGUGAUGGGGUAAGUUGAAAGUUUUGUGA